AUGCCGCGUCGUCCUCCCAAGACUGGAAAGAAGGUGGCCCCGGCCCCUUUCCCUCAGGGAAAGGCCGGCUCGAAGAAGGCUCCCAAGAACCCUCUCAUCGAGAAGCGCCCCCGAAACUUCGGCAUCGGCCAGGACAUUCAGCCCAGCCGCAACCUGUCUCGCAUGGUUAAGUGGCCCGAGUAUGUCCGCCUUCAGCGCCAGAGGAAAAUCCUCCACAUGCGCCUCAAGGUCCCUCCUUCCCUGGCCCAGUUCCAGCACGUCCUCGACCGCAACACGGCCGCUCAAGCCUUCAAGCUCCUCAACAAGUACCGCCCGGAGACCAAGUCGGAGAAGAAGGAGCGUCUCCUGAAGGAGGCCACGGCCGUCAAGGACGGCAAGAAGAAGGAGGAUGUCAGCAAGAAGCCCUACGCGGUCAAGUACGGCCUGAACCACGUCGUCGGCCUCAUCGAGAACAAGAAGGCUUCCCUCGUCCUCAUCCCCAAUGACGUCGACCCCAUCGAGCUCGUCGUCUUUCUGCCUUCUCUCUGCAAGAAGAUGGGAGUCCCUUACGCCAUCGUCAAGGGCAAGGCCCGUCUGGGAACCGUUGUUCACAAGAAGACGGCUGCCGUUCUGGCUCUGACCGAGGUCCGAUCCGAGGACAAGACGGAGCUUUCCAAGCUCGUGUCCGCCAUCAAGGAUGGCUUCAUGGAGAAGCACGACUCCGUCCGACGACAGUGGGGCGGUGGCAUCAUGGGUGCCAAGGCGCAGAUGCGGAUCGUGAAGAAGCAGAAGGCUCUGGAGGCUGCCACCAAGAUCUAA
Messenger RNA from Drechmeria coniospora, 798 nucleotides. RefSeq names its product 60S ribosomal protein L8. The record is from RefSeq and is a predicted model, not a curated record. Gene Ontology annotation, biological process: ribosome biogenesis. The transcript has 4 exons. Gene Ontology annotation, cellular component: ribonucleoprotein complex. The coding region runs from base 1 to 798 and encodes 265 amino acids. Lineage: Eukaryota; Fungi; Ascomycota; Sordariomycetes; Hypocreales; Ophiocordycipitaceae.